Messenger RNA from Dipodomys ordii (Ord's kangaroo rat), 1518 nucleotides. RefSeq names its product cardiolipin synthase 1 (gene Crls1). Gene Ontology annotation, biological process: cardiolipin biosynthetic process. Bases 77 to 652 code for a protein of 191 amino acids. Gene Ontology annotation, cellular component: membrane; mitochondrion. The record is from RefSeq and is a predicted model, not a curated record. NCBI's taxonomy places the organism in Eukaryota, Metazoa, Chordata, Mammalia, Rodentia, Heteromyidae. Gene Ontology annotation, molecular function: cardiolipin synthase activity; CDP-diacylglycerol-glycerol-3-phosphate 3-phosphatidyltransferase activity. The transcript is spliced from 7 exons.
CGCCGAGCCCGCGAGGGGCCGCUGGGGCCCGUCGAGCACCGCCAGCUUGUAUGAAAAUCCAUGGACAAUCCCAAAUAUGUUGUCAAUGACAAGAAUUGGCCUGGCCCCAGUUUUGGGCUAUUUGAUUCUUGAAGAAGAUUUCAAUGUUGCCCUAGGAGUUUUUGCUUUAGCUGGGCUAACUGAUUUGUUGGAUGGAUUUAUUGCUCGAAACUGGGCCAAUCAAAAAUCAGCUUUGGGAAGUGCUCUUGAUCCACUUGCUGAUAAAAUACUUAUCAGUAUCUUAUAUGUUAGCUUGACCUAUGCAGACCUUAUUCCAGUUCCACUUACUUAUAUGAUAAUUUCAAGAGAUGUAAUGUUGAUCGCUGCUGUUUUUUAUGUCAGAUACCGAACUCUUCCAACACCCAGAACACUAGCUAAGUAUUUCAAUCCUUGUUAUGCUACUGCUAGGUUAAAACCAACGUUCAUCAGCAAGGUAAAUACAGCAGUUCAGUUAAUCUUGGUGGCAGCUUCUUUGGCAGCUCCAGUUUUCAAUUAUGCUGACAGCAUUUAUCUUCAGAUAUUGUGGUGCUGUACAGCUUUUACCACAGCUGCAUCUGGUUACAGCUACUAUCAUUAUGGUCGAAAAACUGUUCAGGUGAUAAAAGGCACAUGAAAAUCACCCACCAGCAUCAGCAAGGAAGCAGUGUACAUCAUCGGCAGCAGCCCCAGUGGAAAUCUACAGGAGUUACCCUGUUUUGGUGUUCAGCUUGAAAAGGGACUUGUCAGAACAAACCAUGUCAUCAAAAUUGAAGUAGUGUACAUUGAAAAUAAGCUUGAUCAUGGGCAUGUGCAGAAUUUCCAGUGUAUUUUUAAAUACAAAUAAAACUGUAAUUUAGAAUUUUUAAUCUUAGCUUUCUUGAAUAAUUUAUAAUUGACUUAUUCCAAUUAUUGUCUGCCUGUUUUAUGUGUUUGUUUUUUUUUUUUUUAAAGAAAUCAGCAUGGAGACUGAAGAAUUGACAUUUCUCUAAGUGGAAUUUCUGUUGUUUUCAAAGCAGUGGGAAUAUAUUAUCUUACACGACUUCAUUAUAUGUUUGAGUGUUUGAGUUUUAGGUCUGUAGACACAGGCAUAGUUCAUGUGGUUCACAUUAGAUCAUCUAGAAUAAUGAGAAUAAAGCUAGCUUAGCUUUACUUUAUGAAGUUGUAAAGAGAUUUAAAAUGUAGUAAGUUUUAAAUCUGAAAAUAAGAUCAAACAAGAUCGAAGGUGUUUGAGUUCAUCAUUAGUCUUCCAACCUCUCAGGUACCCUAUAAUUUAUCAGGAUAAGAACAAAGGCAGUUGAAAUGUGAGAACAUAUUUAUCACUCUGCAUCUGAAAGGCAGUGAGUUACAUUUUACCUUCCCACUGUGUUUCUAAGGUAGCAAUGUUUAUGAUUUUGAAACCUGUACCCAUAUGUUGUGUAAAUAAUACAAAACUGUAUAUUUUUCAAAGGUUUUUUAAACUUUGGGCAAUAUUCUUUUGUUAAGAUGUUAAGGAAUAAAAGC